AUGCGGAGAGGCUUCACCAGCCCUUCGACGCCAUCCUUAACCCCGAGCAGCAGCCGCCAUUCCCGCUCGCCCUCCUCCUCUCCCCGCCCGUCUCGCUCUCCGCGAAACCGGUACACCGCGCCGGCCUCUCCGUCUCGCACCUCUUCCAUGGAAUACAGGCCUGGCUUCAUGCCCACCACCGUUCGCAGGCAGUCGUGGCAGCCCGGUCGCAAGACGGUGGAGGAAUUGGAAGCCGAGUACCAUGAUUCCGAUGAGGACAUUCCCGACGAUGCCGUCAUCUUCAACAUUCCGAUGUCUCCUCGGCCGCCCCACGACCGCUUGUCUCGCUCCAUGUCUCGUUCGACAUCGUUUUCCUCCUCGAUUGCCGAGAGCAUCCCCGAGACCAAGCACCACACUUCAGCCCCCGCCGCCCUCGGAGACAACGCAUUACCCAAGUCGCCCCGUUCAUCGGCUGGCUCGUUAUAUUCUCCCAGCGUUACCGAUAGCAUACCAGAAGAAAGCGCACUCGAGAUCAGUCGCACUAAGUCAUGGACUGCGGCGCUGUCAGACUUGUCGCGAGAGGCCAGGGAGUUGACAGAGAAGUUGGAAGAGCAUGCCGGAGAAACUGAGCGCGAGCGUGAGAAGAGGAUUCAGAGCGGGGCAGCGUCAGCGCGGCCGUCGGUAGAGAAGAGCAAGACAACCUCGUCCGUUAUACAACUACCGCCGGUUCAGAAGGGCAACAUCAUGAUAGACCCGCUGCCAAUCAGCAAAGAGAAAGAGAAGGUGUUGAGUCGCACGCGGCCAAGCUGGUUACCACCAAAGGAUCCCCAGGAAGAGAAGAAGCACCUCAAGGAAUACCAGAGGAUGAUGGCUCAUGCACAAGAAGCUGGCAAAUCUCCCAUUCCUCUGCUAACAGGAGCAGAGCGUCGCAUGUCCGCGAAGAAGCAAGAAGAGCAACAACGGCGCGACAACCAGCAAAAUUCAAUCUCGCGCAUUUGGGACCAGCACGUCUUGCCCAAUUGGGAUCAGGUCAUCAACGAGCCCAGAACCCGCGAACUCUGGUGGCGUGGCGUGACGCCCCGCAGCCGUGGCAUGGUGUGGCAGCGAGCAAUCGGCAACGAGCUGGAGCUGUCCGAGACCAGUUACAACGCAGCUCUCGAGCGUGCCAAGACGCUGGACAAGAAGCUGAAGAAGCUUGGCGGCGAAAAGCCGCGCGAGGCCUUGUGGUUCGAAAGCAUCCUCCGCGACACCAACGACGCUUUUCCCGAACUCAAAAUUUUCCAGCUCGGCGGCCCCCUGCACGACACCCUUGUUGAUGUUCUCAUGGCCUAUGCGAUGUACCGCUCGGACGUGGGCUAUGUUUAUGGCACUCAUCUCAUUGCCGGACUUCUGGUCCUGAAUUUGCCCCCGGCCGCGGCUUUCAUUGCCCUCGCCAAUAUCCUCAACCGACCCCUUCCUAUGGCCUUCCUCGUCAACGAUUCGAAUGCCAUGCGUCGCGCAAAUGACCUCGUCCUCCGCACCCUGCAAUACAAGUUGCCGAACCUGCACAAGCACCUUGCCGUCACCCUCAAGCUAGAGCCGGAAGAGUAUCUCGAGCCGAUGUUCCGCACGCUGUUCUCUCGGGGUGCCGAUCUCGACAUCGUGUCAAGAAUCUGGGAUGUCUACGUCUUCGAGGGCGACAAGGCGCUUGUGAGGGCUGCGGUGGGUGUGUUGGAUGCACUCGAGGGAAGGCUGUACGGAACUCACGACGAGGUGUUGGCGCUGCUGGGUUGGAACGGCAAGGCCGACUGGGCCAUCAAGGACGUCGAUUCUUUCAUGAAGGGCGUGCGGAGCGCCGGCAAGGUUGACGCGCAGGCCAAUGGCGCCAAGCCUUGA
Messenger RNA from Aplosporella prunicola CBS 121167, 1854 nucleotides. RefSeq lists its product as uncharacterized. Lineage: Eukaryota; Fungi; Ascomycota; Dothideomycetes; Botryosphaeriales; Aplosporellaceae. The coding region runs from base 1 to 1854 and encodes 617 amino acids. The record is from RefSeq and is a predicted model, not a curated record. The transcript is spliced from 3 exons.